CCUCUAUCCGUCUCGUCUUCCCCACGAACCCUAGUAGAUCCCGAACCCCAAGUCGCUGGAUUCGGCCGCCGGCGGUGAGGCCGAGAUCGACGGCGGCGGCGGCGGACCGGUGCGCGUGGCCAUGUUCAGGCCUGAUGGUAGUCCGAUGCAGUUCGAAGCCUCGUCCGCUAGCAGGAGCAGGGGCAGGAUUUCGGCCUACGAAGGUGAGUCUCUUCCGUUGAUCGAUUGCCCGCAAUGCAAGAUUCCUGUGGUCAAGCUGCGAAGCAAGAAACGGGAAUCUUACGGGAUGGUCUUCUACAAGUGCCCAAACAACUUUCCGGAUGAUGACACUUGUGGCUACUACUGGUGGGAAGGUGCCUAUGUCAAGUAUUUGCGGACGAGGAGAAUGAAGGAUCUUGAAAUGGCCAAAGAACAUGAAACUGGAGAGCAAAAGAUGAUGGAGAUGAGACAGCAGCUUUGUGAACUGAAGAAUGAGAUGGAGGAGCUGAAGCAAAUGUGCCAGGGAAAAUCCUUUGUAGUGAGCAAUGCAGUCUUAGCAUCUGUAUGUGUGGGUGUUGUAUUUGGCCUAAUUUUGGGUAUGGUUUGGAAGUGAAACUUGAAUGUUGUUGCAAGUGAAACCUAAAUGUUGAUUCCAUGAAUGAAUUGUCCAUGCUGUGAUGGUGAA
Molecule: messenger RNA, 664 nt
Organism: Panicum virgatum (switchgrass)
Lineage: Eukaryota; Viridiplantae; Streptophyta; Magnoliopsida; Poales; Poaceae
Exons: 2
Coding region: 122-592 (156 amino acids)
Source: RefSeq, a predicted model, not a curated record